Molecule: messenger RNA, 990 nt
Organism: Pipistrellus nathusii (Nathusius's pipistrelle)
Lineage: Eukaryota; Metazoa; Chordata; Mammalia; Chiroptera; Vespertilionidae
Source: the annotation of a GenBank genome assembly
AUGAAUAUGACUGUCACAGCCUGGGAGACCAAUCUCACAACAACAUAUGGAAGUGUUCAGGCCGUUCAUCAACAUUAUACAGAGAUCAUAAUUCUGCAAAUACUGACAGUCAUCGUGGCCCUGGUGGGGCUGGCAGGGAACGCGAUGUUGCUCUGGCUCCUGGGCUCCCGCAUGCGCGGGAACGCCUUCUCUGUCUACAUCUUCAACCUGGCGGGGGCCGAUUUCCUCUUACUCUGCUGUCUAUUUAUACGUGCCCUAGGUUUACUUUUUGACUUGAGUUUUGACAGUACAGUAAUGGGCGGCUUUGUCUUUGCUGUGUCAGUCUUUGCCUACAUCUCAGGCCUAGGCUUUCUCAGCACCAUCAGCACGGAGCGCUGCAUGUCUGUCUUGUGGCCCAUCUGGCACCGCUGCCGCCGCCCCAGACACCUGUCCCCUGCCCUGUGUGCCCUGCUCUGGGCCCUGUCCCUGCUGCUGAGCAUGCUGGAAGGGUACUACUGUGGCUUCCUGAUUAGCAAUAUGCAUGAAGUUUGGUGUCCAGUGUUGGAUUUCAUCACUGUGGCGUGGCUGAUUUUGUUAUUUGUGCUGCUUUCUGGGUCCAGUCUGGCCCUGAUGACCAGACUGUUGUGUGGCUCCCACCGAGUGCCACUAACCAGGCUCUAUAUGACCAUCGUGCUCACAGUGCUGGUCUUCCUCCUCUGUGGCCUGCCCUUCGGCAUCAUCUGGUUCCUCUUAUUCUGGUUUCGAAGUGAUUCAAAGACGGUCUUCUGUCUUUACCUGAUUGCAAUACUCAUGUCCUGUAUCAACAGCUGUGCCAACCCCAUCAUUUACUUCUUCGUUGGCUCCUUCAGGCAGCGAUGGUGGAAGCAGAGACACACCCUGAGGCUCAUUCUUCAGAGGGCUCUUCAGGACACUCCUGAGGUGGAUGAACCUGGUGAAAGCCUUCCUGGGGAAACCCUGGACAUGACGGGAAGCAGUCUGGUACAGGGAUGA